AUGAAACUAAAAUUGUUAUCAUACAUACAAUUUAUACUUUUUCAAGUUUUAACUGUAUCUAAUAAUGUUGCCUCGAAAAGUCUACUGCCUGUUUUGUCAAUAGAUCCAAAAGCGAGGACUUCAACCAACCAAUCUGUGAAAAAUACACGAAGAUAUCUUCCGUUCAUAAUGCUGAUAGACCGGAAUAAAGAUACCAGCGAGUAUUGGCGUGAGACCGAGAUACUGUCCUUGCUCCGUAACGAUGAAGCCGGCAUAGACUAUGAGAAAUGUGAACAGAACGCCCCAGAAAUCACUUUAUUGCAUUUGCCUAGCAGAAGAUCUGUAAGACCUGUUUGUAGGACGCCUUACGAUUAUCAGCUUUGUCCACAAUGUCCGCGUUUCAACAACUAUACAGAAUGCGAGUUGUUCCGUGACUCCUGCAGAGAGAGGCGCGUCCACCCGAAUGAAUACCGCACGUACUGUGACCGGAAAUAUGGAAAAUGGCGGACCAUGUUCCUACCAUCUGAUUAUUCACAUUGCAGAUGCUGCGAUGAGUGUGUAUUUUAUAGAGAAAUGGACCAGUCGUGUGUAGAGGACGAGUACAGCUUCGAUACUGAAGAGUUUUUGCCUGUAAUUACAAUAGAUUUCAGAGCUGGUUGCAAUCCGUAUUGGGGUCAUCCCAAGCAAGAAGUGAAAGCUUUGCGUUGUGAUCAAGUGUUGAGAAGAUGUGUUCCUGUUUCCAUACCGGUCGUACCUAAUGAUACGCUGAAUGUACGUCGCAGUUUCCGCUACGAUGUCCCAACGGACGAAGAUUGUCCGGUCUCCUGCCGCGGUUAUGAAUGCCAGGGACUGGUGCAGGAACACCAGUGCCCGCCUGGUGGCUUCUUACCAGAUAAGAACUACUGUAAUUGCUGCGGCAAGUGCAGCUCCUAUCAUCAGUUGAACCAAAAGUGUGCCGAAUUUAAGAAGACCCUACACAAUAUCAACGGAAGCACCGAGAUAGAAAUAGAGGAGGAAUUCCUUGAGCCCGGCUGUGACGACGGACUAGUGUGUCGCCAAGGCGUGUGCCAGGACAUCCACACACUUCAGGCGUCAACUUCUCGUCACAAGAGGAACGAUAUUUAUGAAGAAGCCUAUGAGCCCUGCAAGCAAGAGAUGAAAUAUUUUAAGAAGAAAUACGGUGUAAUGGGCCACUUACACUACGAGGCGCCGCAGUGUACGCCGCUUUGGCUUUAUGCACCCGUACAGUGUCGUAGAUUCGUCUGCUACUGUGCCCUAGAGGAUGGUAGUAAAAUAGAAGGAAUAAAAGUGCCACGAGUUGAGGUGUCAAACAUGAAUUGUGACUGCGCUCGGGAGAAAUGUCGCACAGGCUCCGACGUGGAAUGCGAUGGAUAUGGUAACUACAAGGAAGCGGUGUUCAUGCCCCAUAUCGAUCAGUGGCCUGACCAGGAUGAGAUUGAUGACGAAGGUGUGUAUGGAGUCCUUACUUCUUGCUUCGGGUCUAUUCGUUAA
Molecule: messenger RNA, 1491 nt
Organism: Parnassius mnemosyne (clouded apollo)
Lineage: Eukaryota; Metazoa; Arthropoda; Insecta; Lepidoptera; Papilionidae
Source: the annotation of a GenBank genome assembly